AUGGAGGACCUCCUCGGCGACCAGUCGCUGCCGGGACUGGUGCCUCAUGACCUGGAGGAACAGUUGCACCUUGCGUGCGACGACGGCGAGCCUCGGUCCUUCGCAGAGGCCGAGAGACACGCGGCAUGGCGCGCUGCGAUGAAGGCAGAAUUGGAUGCAGUUAAGGAGAACCGCACCUGGAACUUGCUGACCUCCCUCAUGGAAGGCUGGCGCGUCCAUCACAUGGACGUCAAGUUGGCGUUCCUCAACGACGACUUGAAGGAGGAGGUUUACGUGCACCAGCAGUCGGGUUUUGCGAUCCCCGGCAAGGAGGGCAAGGUGCUACGCCUGCGCAACGCUUUGUACGGCUUGUGGCAGGCACCGAGGGCGUGGAAUGCCAAGUUGGAUUCCACGCUCAAGACGAUGGGCUUCGAGCCAAGCCCGCACGAGGCUGCUAUCUACCAGCGGGGAAAUGGAGAAAAUACCCUGCUGGUGGGUGUUUAUGUUGAUGACUUGGUGAUCACCGCCACCAAGGAUACGGAGGUGGCAGCGUUCAAGGAAGACAUGAAGGCCACUUUCCAGAUGUGUGACGUGGGGCCCCUCUCCUUCUAUCUGGGGAUCGAGGUGCACCAAGAUGACUCCGGGAUCACACUUCGCCAGCGUGCCUACGCCAAGCACGUCGUUGACCUAGCUGGGCUCAACGAUUGCAACCCAGCCCUCACCCCGAUGGAGGAGAGGCUGAAGCUGAGCCGGGACAGCACGGCGGAGGAGGUGGACGCUACGCACUACCGGCGUCUUGUGGGGAGCCUUCGCUAUCUCACCCACACAUGGCCGGACUUGGCGUUCUCCGUCGGCUACGUUAGUCGGUUCAUGCAGCGACCGACGACGGAGCACCAGCAGGCUGUGAAGAGGAUCAUCCGCUACUUUACGGGGACUCUCGACCACGGCCUCUACUACCCGAGGUGCCCUGGAAAGGCACAGUUCAUUGGGUACACCGACAGCGACCACGCCGGCGACAUCGACACUAGCAAGAGCACGAGCGGGAUUCUCUUCUUCCUCGGCAAGUGCCUCGUUAGCUGGCAGUCGGUCAAGCAGCAGGUGGUGGCCCUAUCCAACUGCGAGGCCGAGUACAUAGCGGCCUCCACUGCUUUGACCUAG
Messenger RNA from Oryza brachyantha (malo sina), 1137 nucleotides. RefSeq lists its product as uncharacterized. The transcript has 2 exons. The record is from RefSeq and is a predicted model, not a curated record. NCBI's taxonomy places the organism in Eukaryota, Viridiplantae, Streptophyta, Magnoliopsida, Poales, Poaceae. The coding region runs from base 1 to 1137 and encodes 378 amino acids.